Molecule: messenger RNA, 837 nt
Organism: Clonostachys byssicola
Lineage: Eukaryota; Fungi; Ascomycota; Sordariomycetes; Hypocreales; Bionectriaceae
Source: the annotation of a GenBank genome assembly
AUGUCCAAGCAAACCAUCCUGAUUACUGGCUGCAGCGAUGGCGGCAUUGGCUCUGCAUUGGCCAUUGUCUUCCAAAAGCGAGGAUUUCACGUCUUCGCUUCUGCUCGCGAUUCCACUAAAAUGAGCACACUCAAAGAUCUCCCCGACAUAACCCUUCUCACACUUGAUGUGGUUAAGAUAGUAGAUAUCAAGGAUGCUGUUGACGCCAUCUCGGCGAAAACCAAUGGCACUCUGGACUAUUUGAUUAGCAAUGCUGGGCGUAAUCACUUCAUGCCAAUUCUCGAUGAAGAUCUUGAUACUGUUAGAAAUCUCUUUGAGAUUAAUUUCUUUGCUCCGAUCGCCCUUGCCCAAGCCUUCUCUCCUUUACUCAUCAAGGCCAAGGGCAUGGCUGUCUUCAUCGCCUCUAUAUCAGGGUAUCUGAAUAUUCCCUACAUGGGUACAUAUUCAGCAUCUAAAAGAGGCAUGGAAGUUGUGGCAGACACCCUGCGACUCGAAUUGGCCCCCUUUGGUGUUGAUGUGCUGGAAGUAGUAACAGGCGCGGUCAAAUCAAGGGGACAGACGUAUUUCGGCGAUUUCAAGCUCCCUGAGAAUUCCUUGUAUAAGAAGAUUGAACCCACCAUUGCCAAUCGCGCCCAGGGAGGAGACGGGAUGCCGAGAAUGGAUACUGAGGAAUACGCCGCAGCAGUCAGCGAACAGAUCCUCAAACGUAUUACUGGCCGAUUUUGGUGCGGGAAACAAGCUGAUCAAACUCGAAUGGCCACAACAGCAGUGGAAGUACCGCAAGCAGCUAUGGAUGCCGGGGCCGUGAUCGGGACUGGCCUUGAGGAAUUACCUUAG